CUAAGAACAGUUCUUUUCUAAUAUACAAAAGAAAAAAAAAAGCUUUGGCGCAGUCCAACUAAUUCAAACAAACCUCUCUUGAAUCCUCUCCCCAAACGCAAGAGCCUUAUUCCAACUAAUUUCCUCUGGUUUUCUCUCCACUUAUUUAUCUUCAGAUGCAAUUUUUUUUGUCGCAUGCACUGAUUAGAGGUUUUUCUUAGUUGGAGAGGAAAAAGAUUCAGCUUAAUUUAGCGAUGGCGGAACCGAGUAGGAAUUCGAACUCGUUGACGGAAACCGGAAUUCCGAACGGUUUGAACCGUAUUAAGACUCGGCGAGUCACAUCUUCGUCGUCGUCGUCGGCGAAGGAAAAGGACCAGAGGAGGAGUUCCGGAGCUGAAGAUUUUGAUAAAUUAAACGAUUCUCCGAAUUCGGUGAAGCCUCAUGUAAAACAGAAGCACCGAGUAGUCGGUAAAGGACAAGUUAAGAACAACGGUUAUCGAGAAGGGCUAAAAACCAAGAAAAUCGCAAGGUGGUUUACAACACAUCUCUCCAAGGAUUCUGAUCAGAUGUAUAGUAAUUGUAAUUUUGGAGAAAGUCGAGGGGCAAUGAAAACGGUAGCUGUGGAACCGCGUGCUCCAGAGCGGGCAAGCAGCCGCAAAAUACACAAAAGUUUGAAAAGUUUUUCACAUGAAUUAGGUCCAAAGGGUGGCAUUCUUUCCGUGAAUCCUCGUGCUCGAAGUUUUACUGAUUUGAAGGAACUCUUGGGAUCAUUGCAUUCAAGGUUUGAUGCUGCAAAGGAGGUGGUGAAUACUGAGCUUGCUUGUUUCUCAAAGGAGUUGACUGACAUUCUACAGGGAAAUGAUUUAUUGUCUCUUGAUGGACGGAGAAUGGCAGAACGUCUCCUCGUUCUGGCUAAAAAGUGCAUUAAAAUGAGCACUGCAAAGUUUAGGACUAAGUGUGAGAAGAUCGUUCAAGAUUUAACUUUGAAGAGGCAGCAAUGCCAAGCAGGAUUAUUAAAGUGGUUAUUAACUCGCAUGCUUUUCAUAUUGACAAGAUGCACCAGAUUGCUGCAUUUUGAGAUGGAUGUUGAGCCAGUUGAUGGAAAGUCUCUCCAAAAGUUCAAGAAAUGUUUAGAGCGAAUCCCUUCUCUUGAAGUGAAUUGGUUUCUCAACGAAGAGAUUGCUAGUUCUGAAUCUGGACAUAAUGUCACAAGCAAGAAUGGCUCUGUGUGUAAUUUGCAGGAAACAGAUGAUGCAGACAUUCUCACUCAACAAAGCCAGAGCCAACCUGAAGUGUCUGAUGUGAUGAGCCCCAAGGAUAUCUUGAGGACUGGAAAAGGUUCACCUUCGAGAAGCUCCUCCGUUCUUCCCAACGACCAAGAAUUGUAUAAAUUUGAUAGCGGGAUGAAUGCACAAGUAACAAACAGAACCACUUGUGGCUCAUUUAAGGAGCAGGAUCAAUUUGUAGAUGAUUCUAAUUUGAUUAUAUGCAGAAUAUGUGAGGAACUUGUUCCUAUUGCUCAUCUGGAGUCUCAUUCCUAUAUAUGUGCCUAUGCAGUUAAAUGUGACUCAAAUUACCUAGACGUAAAUGAACGCCUUUUAAGACUUGCAGACUUACUUGAACAGCUAGUAGAUUCACGUAAUUUGGGUGCUCAAGAUACGGAUGAUGCCCUUGAGACAAGACUACAAUCGUCAGAUUCUGCAAUUGCUUCUGAUACUAAUUCACCGAAGGUUAAUGAACCUCGAAAUAGGGGGGUGGAGGAGAUGUUUGAGGAUCUCCAUGGGAUGGACACUGCUGCUAUCGAGGAUCUUCAAGUGACAUCUUUUAUUAACUCCAGAGGCUACCUGGGCAGCAAACUCAACCUUUGCGGUCCACCUUCCUCAGCUGGGAGCAUGACAUCGGCGUCAUCCACAAAUACACCUCGGGCUGGAAGUUUUGAUGUCUUUUGGCUGGACCAUAACAAUUCGACUUACCUGGAGGAUGUUAAACAGAUGGCUGACCUCGCAGACAUUGCUCGCUGUGUGGCAGGCACGGAUCUAUCGGAACAAGGAUCCAAUGACUUCCUAGUUGCUUGCAUGGAAGACCUUCAAGAAGUUUUGCAAAGCAGUAAGAUUAAAGCUCUUGUUGUGGAUACAUUUGGUGGCCGGAUAGAAAAUCUUCUGCGAGAGAAAUUUAUCCUUGCUUGCAAUCUGGUGGAUGCAAAAGGCAAUGUUCAACAUCCAGAAACCAAAUUGAUUCUGGAAAAUUUAUCUCAAAGUAGUGCUGUGUCAACACCUUCACAUCCGUCAUAUAAAGACCGAACAAGUAUUGAUGAUUUUGAAAUCAUCAAACCCAUCAGCAAAGGUGCAUUUGGCAAGGUUUAUCUGGCAAGGAAACGAACAACUGGGGACUUGUUUGCAAUAAAGGUACUCAAGAAAGUGGAUAUGUUCCGGAAGAAUGAUAUUGACCGCAUAUUGGCAGAGCGUAACAUACUGAUAACAGUGCGGAAUCCUUUUGUGGUUCGAUUUUUUUACUCAUUUACCAGUAAGGACCGCCUUUAUUUGGUCAUGGAAUACUUGAACGGUGGAGAUUUUUACUCUUUGCUUCAGAAAGUUGGUUGUCUUGAGGAAGAGAUUGCUCGCAUUUAUAUUUCAGAAUUGGUGCUUGCUUUGGAAUAUCUUCAUUCUCUUGGAAUUGUUCAUCGUGAUCUAAAGCCAGACAACAUAUUGAUUGCUCAUGAUGGACAUAUCAAGCUUACAGAUUUUGGGCUAUCAAAAAUUGGCCUUAUGAACAGCACAAGUGAUUUAACACGAUCUGAAAUCAAAGACCGUACCUUUUCAGAAAUACGUUCAGAUUCAGUGGAAAGAGCUCAUCGAUCAGCUGUUGGCACUCCAGACUACUUGGCACCUGAAAUCCUUCUUGGAACUCAGCAUGGUUAUGCCGCAGAUUGGUGGUCCGUUGGGAUCAUUUUAUUUGAACUCAUUACAGGAUUUCCGCCAUUCACCGCCGAGCUUCCAGAGGUAAUCUUCGACAACAUUCUCAACAGGUUUAUCCCUUGGCCUUCCAUUCCUGAUGAGAUGUCAAAUGAAGCCCAAGACUUGAUUGAGAGGUUUCUAGCUCAUGAUCCAGAUCAGCGGCUUGGCGCAAAAGGAGCAUCGGAGGUAAAAGCUCAUCCGUUCUUCAUUGGAGUUGACUGGGACAAUCUAGCAUUGCAAAAGGCUGCGUUUGUACCUCAACCCGAAAGCAUUGAUGACACAAGCUACUUUGUCUCUCGAUACAAUUCAGUUGAACUAGGAAAUGAUGGAGAUUUCAGUGACUCUAUUUCUGACGAAUCUGAUUCAUGCUCCACUUCCGGACUUGAGAAGCUGGACGGUUUUGGUGAUCUUGCUGAGUUCAGUUCUUCUCCUCUUGAUCUUUCUUUGAUGAAUUUUUCCUUCAAGGUAUCUAACUGCCAUCUCUUCUACUCCUGUUUUUUUCUAAACAGUCUAAUGGCGUAAAGUUUUCGGGGCAAUAGCAGUUCUAAUGUUGUUAUUUAUUGGAAGGCUUUACCAUUUAGGCGAACAGUUAAUCGUAAAAGUGGGCCUUCGUUUAAGAACUACAUGCAAGUGAAUUCUGUUUGUGCCAACUUGUGUGUGGAGCUGCAACCAGAAAUGACCGUAAAGGCCGAAUUCAAGGGUGUGGGAAAGGCUUUGCAUUUUAUUUUAUUUUGGCUUUUUUAGGAGCCUUGCUUAGUUUCACGUCAAUCUUUCAAAAAUGCUUUUCAAUAUAACUAUGCUUUUCAAAAAUUUCUGCAAUAUAACUAUGCAAGAAUAGUGGAAAAGAAGAGAUGAGUCGAGAAUUAUACUGUGCAACCCUUUCUAAACUAGGCGUAGUGAAGUUUAAAGUGAUCUGCCAUUUAGGAUCAAUUCAUGAUCUAGCUAACGGCAAACUUGCCAUCCAACCAUGAAAAACUGCUGUUUACAGAGCAGUAAACCAUGACUCAUUUCGGCUGUUGUGGAAUUUUAUCAUGUCCUCUUUAGUUGGUAGAUGAACUCCAGUGUUGGUUUCCUUUCCUGCAGAAUUUGUCCCAGCUGGCAUCCAUCAACCACGAUGUGCUGUUACAAGGAGGCAAAGAUUCAUCAAAGUGCUCCUCUCCUAAUACUGUAGUACAUAACUAGAAUCGCAUUACUGUCGCAUUAAGUCUUGAUAGAGUAAAUCAAUUGGUUGAUAUUCAUGCCAAUGUUGAUUACCCGAUAGUGGUGUUGGUGUUUGAGCUGGCUAGUUCAAGCAGAGGUAAACAUCCUCACCAUCCAAAUGUAUAUAAAUGAUAAUGUGUCGCUCAACUGUGAGAACAUUGAUGGAAUUGUACAGAUGGGCCAAAUGAGAAUUUUUAAGCCCAGAACUUAGCACCGAUUCCUGUAAUUUAUGAGUGUAUCACUGCCCAGUGCCCACAACGAGAUUUAGCCGAUCAAAGGAACAAGAAAAAAGAAUGACUCGGGGAACAGCACUAGAAGAUUUAUUGGGUCGAAAGAAUAAUGGUGGAUGAUGCGUCUUAUGCAAAAGAAAGAAGUAUUUCCAAUUAAUCGUUGUUGUCAGUAAUAGUUACAAAUAUUUAUUCGGUUAAAAAAUAAAAUAAAAUCUCUAAUUAAUAGUUGUUGAAUCCUAGACACCAAAAAAAUUCAGAUAACCGAUUAAUAGUUGUUAUCAAUAGACACCGCAUCAUAGGAAAAAAAAAAAUUAUAUUUAGAUUUUUGGGUGCUACGGCCCAAUUAUGUCUUUAAUGGGUCAACUAAUUACCU
Messenger RNA from Oldenlandia corymbosa var. corymbosa, 4736 nucleotides. The record is from the annotation of a GenBank genome assembly. Lineage: Eukaryota; Viridiplantae; Streptophyta; Magnoliopsida; Gentianales; Rubiaceae.